AACAACAAUGAGGUCGUCGUCCAUCAUGAGAGAGAACAAGAAUGCUUAGUUGAGAAAGAGAGAGCCUUGGGCGACGGUGAAGAGUAAAGGGGUAGUGUCACGCGUGUGUCACAGUCGCGUCACUUCACUGUUGUGACAGAGCGCGUUGACGUUGAACGCUUUCACCGCGACUGCAACUACUUGUGCCAAACAUGUCCUCUGGCACCCAACUUGUUCUUCAUGUAUGGCCGGAGCUGGAGGGUGCUUUAUCUCUAGACUCGCAAUGUAUUGCAGCGAUUCUAUAUCUCCAAUUGACCAUCCCUGGUCGGUUCUCAAUUGCUUAUUGCACUAAUCCCGAUGAGUCUCCAAGUGGUAGGACAGCUGCCGUACCUGACACAUGGGCUUCACACUGAAUCCGGCCUGUUGGCUAUUCAAAAAUUCGUUGAGAAAUUGGAUGGUGUCGUAAGCCCUGAUGCGGGUCUCUCUGGCGUGGAACGAGCACAGAACAUAGCUCGUGUUGCACAUGUAGAAUCGGAACUUGGGGACCUGGUGGCACACUGCCUAUUCUGCUUGAGGGCUAACUGGUACGGAUACACGCGAAAAACCUUGGUUUCCGAAUUACCUGUGCCUCAGAGGUAUUACUUGCCCGACCGACUGCGUCUUUCAUACAAACCCCGUCUGUUGGCUGCGGAGCUGUGGGACGUUCCUGAAAUAGAGGAAGAGGAUGUCAAGGCUCCAACGGGGUUCCAGAGACUCACCGGGAAGAGGCGAAGAGACAAAAAUUCCAAGGGCAAAUUCAAAUCGAUAUAUGCAAGGGAGAAGGUCUUGGAGCGUGCACAGGCCAUCCUUGAUGUGUACUCUAAGUUGCUUGGCACCAAACGUUUCUUCCAUCCCGACAGUGAACGGCCGUCAUCUUUGGACAUUAUAUUUGCAUCUCAUAUCCAACUACUUCAGCUACCCUUGUCCGACCCACUCUUUCAAACAUUGCUCACCGAACGUUAUCCAACACUGAUCACACACGCUAACCUCGUACACUCAACGGCAUUCCCCACUCCGGAAAGCUUCCCUCCACUUGCUGAGCGUGUGACGAGCACAUCUAUUUUAUCGUUGUUCCCGGUGUCAAGAAUAUUUCAGAAGAAGACAGCACAUCCUCCGACACCUGAAGAAAGAAAGUUUGCUCUCAUGCGCUGGGGCUUCUUCGGUGCGGCUGUUGGCGCCUUCGGCUUGUACAUGCAUGCGAUUGGAUUGUUUGCUGUCGUUGCUAAUACAUACAAUUCCUUGCGAGUUGUUAAAAGUGUGGACUCAGAGCACGAGGACGAGGAGGAGGAUGAAGACGAAAUCGUGGAACAUGAGUUAGAAGAAGAGGUUGACGAGGACGAUUCCGUUGGGCGCGAAGAAUGAAAAGGUUUCUUCACUUGCUAUUAUUUUUGACUAUGUUAUAUACUCAUGUUCCAAUCAUCGUGAAUAACUUGCAAAGCGGCAUCGUGUCUUUCUACAUUUGA
This is a messenger RNA of Somion occarium, 1481 nucleotides long. The record is from the annotation of a GenBank genome assembly. Lineage: Eukaryota; Fungi; Basidiomycota; Agaricomycetes; Polyporales; Cerrenaceae.